AUGGAAGCGUCCUUGCCGGGGCGCCCCCGCCUCAAGCUGAAGCCGCCGUCACUGCAGACCUUGGCUAGGAGGCAGCGCGAGCUCGAAGAGUCUGACAGGGUGCGAUUACUGCCCGCCCAGCUGCGGCAGAGCUGGUCUGUGACGAACUCGGGUACUUACGGCGUGAUUUUCACGGAUGGUAGUCAUGCCUUGAAGGUGUCCAUUGAGGGCAUGGAUCCCUCGAGGGACCAGUCAUGCGAGAGGCAGGUCACUGAGGCGGUAGUGUACAGCUUGGCUCCCCGGAUACUCUCCGAAUUGGGCACACAGGUCCCCCGAAAGGCGCAGCUGCUGGAACGCUUGGGAGCGGGUUCCCUUCGAGGUGCAGACGACUGCUGGCGAUCCCACCUUGUUCUGGACUUGCUGCAGCCGGAUGUCCAGUUGCCAGGAGAGAAUCUAGGUAAGAAGCUGCUUCUCUCGGUGCAGCUGGGCCAAACCGACCUGGGAGUUAGCGCUGGCUCUUUCAUCGAAGGUCCCGCGGCACUCGUCGGUGGGCAGAACAAGUCACAAGGUUGGAGGAAUAUGAACGGUGCUGUUUUUGCAAAGACUGUGGGUCGCGAGGUUGCGGAGGAAGCCUUGCAUGAUGCUGGCUUCCUGCACGGAUACUUGGAGACUUUCGGUAUAUUCCUGCAUGACUCCGAGAUGAUAUGGGGAUCGGUCGGCAACGGGCGUGCCUGCCUUUAUGUGGUUGAUUUCGACAAAGCCAUCCUUGACUGCAAUCCCAACGACAUCGAGAGGCUGCGGUUCAGCGACCCUGUCUUCCCGCGUCCUGCACAAAGAACCGAGAUGGCAGAUUACUGGGGUGCCGUUUUUUGGCGCGGUUGGCGUGCCGGGCAGCGUGCUGCCCAAUCUGUCGCAGAGAG
Messenger RNA from Symbiodinium necroappetens, 899 nucleotides. NCBI's taxonomy places the organism in Eukaryota, Dinophyceae, Suessiales, Symbiodiniaceae. The record is from the annotation of a GenBank genome assembly.